Penicilliopsis zonata CBS 506.65 is the source of this 1789-nucleotide messenger RNA. RefSeq lists its product as hypothetical. The coding region runs from base 341 to 1477 and encodes 378 amino acids. Gene Ontology annotation, biological process: DNA replication, removal of RNA primer. Gene Ontology annotation, molecular function: magnesium ion binding; nucleic acid binding; RNA-DNA hybrid ribonuclease activity. The record is from RefSeq and is a predicted model, not a curated record. The transcript has 4 exons. Lineage: Eukaryota; Fungi; Ascomycota; Eurotiomycetes; Eurotiales; Aspergillaceae.
CCUCCAUCCAACUCUUAACGAAUCCCGUGUGGAUUCCUAUGAGCUAUUUACUACCUAUCCCAUUUGAUACAGAGCGUCCGCCAAAGCUGCCAAAAUUCUUCAUCACGCUUCAGAAGCUAUUUGCAACGCUAUUAGGCGUUUGGCUCCCAGACCGGGACGCUUUUGUACCCUCUCGAGCUGCCCGUUGAUCCCUAGAUACUCCUCGACCCCUGGAAUCUUCACCUCACCAGCGAGAGGAUUUCGUUCUGGAAUCAAUUUUUGGAGGGCAAUACAAGACCUACAACUCGAACUUUCUCCACUCCUUUUCGAUCCUUCCGUCACAGCUACAGUAUCCUCGCCGAUGAACGCGACCACCCCUUCACCACACCGAUCGUCCCCGGCCUCAGCAGCGGGGACGAAACGCAAACGAAGCUCUGCGGGGAAGUACUAUGCAGUCAAAGCUGGUUUCGAACCCGGGGUAUACUAUGAGUGGAAUGAAUGUCUAGCGCAGGUCACGGGGUACAAGGGUGCCGUCUUCCAAGCGUUUCCGACUCUAGAAGAAGCCAACGCGUUCUUGUCCGGCGUCCAACUCCCCUCUGGCAAUAAAAAAAAUGUACAAGAGAACGAACACACUAGGUAUUAUGGGAUCCAGCGAGGGCGGGUGCCAGGUGUAUAUACGGAUUGGGCAAAGGCUCAAGAUCAGAUCAAGGGUUUUACAAGGCCUCGAUAUAAGAAGUUUUCAACGAGGCAAGAGGCAGAAGAGUUCGUGCGUGCUGGCCAGGGAACCGCGGCUUUUUCAUCAGCGCCAUUCGUACCACCGGGGCUGAUGAAUGAACCCCCCAAGGAUGAGGCCGGAGCUACGCUAGAGCCAGGCGAGGGUCUCCUGCCACCCGGAGCGGAGGACCAGUUCGAUCCGAAUGUAAUUCUUGAUCCGGCAACUGGGAAGGUGGUGUACAAGACGGCGGCGCAGAAGAUAGCAACCAAGACCAAGGUUACUGGUCCGCCGGGCAUGCUCCGAAUCUACACCGAUGGCAGUUCCUUGAGGAAUGGUUCGAAGCUUGCUUCGGCGGGUGUAGGCGUUUACUUUGGCCCUGGUGACGAAAGAAACGUCUCAGAACCGCUCAAGGGAAGCCGUCAAACGAACCAGCGGGCCGAACUCACGGCCAUUCUUCGCGCUAUCGACAUUGCUCCUCGCCAUCGAGAUGUCACCAUCUUUACGGACAGCCGAUAUGCUAUUGAUUGCGUCACCGUCUGGUAUAUCAAAUGGCGCCGCAACCACUGGAUGACCGCGGACAACAAGCCGGUUGAGAACAAGGAUCUGCUCAAGGUCAAGACCCUGUUUCAAUGGAUCAAAGGCCAUGCCAAGGACCCAGGGAACGAGGCGGCCGACCGCUUAGCUGUAAAUGGAGCCCGGAUAGGGGUUUCGGAGAAAAGAGAAGCUUUGGAAGCCAUCGAGGAUGUCCCUGACGAGGCGUUCGAUGACGAGGAGGACAUUUAGCCAUGGGUGUAUUUCCGUCUCUCAUUUACUCAAUUCAGCUGGAUAUCCUACCGCGGAAUUUAUUUUCCUCUUGCCUCCCUCGCUCCGCAAGGUUAUGAUGCCCUUCCCCAGUAGCUAGUUAGUGCUUAAUUUUUAACUGCUCAACGCAAUCUUCUAGAAUAGCGAUAGAAACCCCUCCAGCAGAAAAAAUCUUGAUACGUAUGAGUUGGAACUAUUCCUUUCAACGUCGCCGCGUUUUCUUGCAAGGCUGAGUCCCAUAAAACCCCCGGUUAGUUACUAGCCCGUGAGGGGCGGAUGCAUCCGAUGCCCACU